Messenger RNA from Triplophysa dalaica, 3574 nucleotides. Its product is annotated as chordin-like. The record is from RefSeq and is a predicted model, not a curated record. Gene Ontology annotation, molecular function: protein binding. Gene Ontology annotation, biological process: multicellular organism development. NCBI's taxonomy places the organism in Eukaryota, Metazoa, Chordata, Actinopteri, Cypriniformes, Nemacheilidae.
GUUAAACGAGGCACAAAGAUGCCAGACAGACAGAAAGUGUUCAUGUGUCUAAAGUCAUUCACGUGCCUCUUAUGUGUUUGUGGAUGUGUAUUAAAGGUUUGAUAUUCGCAGGUGAAGAGUUUUGGGGUGUUCGGGGCUCGCUCCGCCCCUUCACGCGCACCGUAUAAAACCGGGAGCAGCUCGCGCAACGGGACACACGAGCAGUACGCGCUCUGUUACGCGUUAUAUACAAGACUGAGAUCCAAACAGAGGAGCACCACAUGCGCUUAGAUCUCAUAUUAACUGACUGAUAAACAAAACAACAAGGGUUACAAUCGUUUAAUUUUGAGAUUAGCGUCGAGAUAUCUGGUGGCAGAACAGGGGCGUUAGGAUGGAGGCGACGCGAGCGUUGUGGAUUCUGAGCUGCGUUUUGAUGUCGGUCCAGAGCUCGAGACUGAAGACACCAGCGUUACCCAUCCAACCUGAGAGGGACCCCAUGAUCUCCAAAGGAGUGUCCGGCUGUUCGUUCGGUGGACGCUUCUAUUCUUUGGAGGACACGUGGCAUCCGGACCUCGGAGAGCCGUUUGGAGUGAUGCACUGCGUUAUGUGUCACUGUGAGCCGCAGAGGAGUCGGCGUGGUAAAGUGUUUGGGAAAGUGAGCUGCAAGAAUAUGAAGCAGGACUGUCCCGAACCGACCUGUGAUGAUCCCGUCCUGCUCCCGGGUCACUGCUGUAAAUCAUGUCCUAAAGGUGACUCUGAGGGAAAAGAGGUGGAGUCUCUGUACGAGUUCUUUCAUGAGAAAGAGGACGACCUGCACAAAUCUUACAAUGACAGAUCUUACAUAAGUUCAGAGGACGUCAGCGUCAGAGACAGCAGGAUGGAUUUUGUGGCAUUAUUGACGUCUGUGGGUAACUCCUGGCUGCCGAGCUCAAGUGGUGUCGCACGAGCACGCUUUACACUCACGAAAACCACCCUGACCUUCUCCAUCAUGUACCAGAGGAUGAACAGACCGAGGUUAAUCUCAGUCCUGGACACAGAUGGAAACACAGCCUUUGAGUUGAGAGUACCACAGACGGACUCGGACAUGAUCUGUGGAGUUUGGAAGAAUCUGCCGAAGUUUCAUUUGAGUCAGCUGGAGGCGGAGCAGCUGCGUCUUUUCAUGUCGACAGAUGACAACAGGAAGGAAGAGCUUGAAGGCAAAAUCAUUAAACACCGAGCUCUGUUCGCAGAAACGUUCAGUGCCCUCCUCACGCCUGAAGAGGUGCAUUCUGGGAUGGGCGGCAUCGCCAUGUUUACGCUCAGCGACACGGAGAACAAUCUGCAUUUCAUCCUCAUCCUGCAGGGACUCAUUCCACGUGCGGAGAAAUCAUCUGUGAAGUUUCCAGUGAGGGUGAAGCUCUUGUACCGUCAACAUCUGCUGAGGGAAAUACGGGCAAAUAUCUCUGCAGAGGAUUCAGACUUUGCUGAAGUUUUGGCGGAUCUGAACAGUCGGGAACUCUUCUGGUUGUCCCGCGGGCAGCUACAGAUCGCCGUGGAAACCGACGCUCCGAACCGCCGUGUGAUCUCCGGAUUCAUUUCUGGCAAGACAUCAUGUGACACUCUUCAGAGCGUCAUGUCCAGCGGUUCUGCUCUGUCUCCGGGGGAAACUGGCGGCGUCGGGUCGGCCGUCUUCACUCUUCAUCAGAACGGCUCUCUGGACUAUCAGGUGCUGGUGGCCGGUCUGAGCAGCGGCGUGGUCGGCGUGACGAUCGAGAUGAAGCCGCGGCGACGCAGCAAACGCAGCGUCCUGUACGACAUCACGGGGGAUUAUUCCUCAUCGGGUGAGAGGGGCGGCGGGCGUGCGGCGGGUGUCGCCGGCCGCGUGGAAGCGCGACACAUUCACAUGCUCCUGCAGAAUGAACUGUUCAUUAACAUCGCCACGGCCGAGCAGCCGGAGGGAGAGUUACGCGGACAGAUACGCACGCUGCCGUACAACGGACUGGAUGCACGGAGACAUGAACUUCCGGUUCCUCUGGCGGGUCAGUUCGUGUCUCCCGCCGUUCGGACCGGCGCCGCGGGACACGCGUGGAUCUUUGUGGAUGAACAGUGUCAUCUUCACUAUGAGAUCGUCGUGAACGGGCUGAGCAGGAGCGAAGACGCCUCCAUAAACGCCCACCUGCACGGAUUGGCUGAGAUCGGUGAGAUGGACGACGCGGCCACCAAUCACAAGAGACUUCUCACCGGCUUCUACGGUCAACAGGCUCAGGGUGUGUUGAAGGAUUUAAGUCUGGAGUUAUUAAGGCAUUUGGAUGAGGGUAAAGCUUAUAUUCAAGUCAGCACCAAAAUGAACCCCAGAGGAGAAAUACGAGGACUGAUUCAUGUUCCGAACAGCUGUGAGUUCGGUUCCCGCGGUGAGGUCGUGGAGGAGGCGGAGUUUGAUGACCUCGUGUUCGUCCGCGACCCGGCAGAGGUGAAGAAAGACCCACACGCAUGUUUCUUUGAGGGAGAACAUCACGCACACGGCUCUCAGUGGACUCCUCAAUACAACAACUGCUUCACCUGCACUUGCCAGAAGAAAACAGUGAUCUGUGAUCCGGUGAUCUGUCCCGUCCUCUCAUGUCCUCAUAAGAUUCAGCCUGAAGAUCAAUGCUGUCCCGUCUGUGACGAUAAGAAAGAAUCUCAAGAGAAAGCUGCAGCAGAGAAAGUGGAGGAGAAUCCAGAAGGAUGUUAUUUUGAAGGCGAUCAGAAGAUGCACGCUCCUGGAACCACAUGGCACCCGUUCGUCCCUCCGUUCGGUUACAUCAAGUGUGCGGUGUGCACCUGCAAGGGCUCCACGGGUGAAGUCCACUGCGAGAAGGUGACCUGUCCGGCCCUCACCUGCUCCCGACCAAUCAGACGCAACCCUUCCGACUGCUGUAAGGAGUGUCCCGCUGAGGACACGCCCCUCCUGGAAGACGAUGAAAUGAUGCAGGCGGACGGAACGAGACACUGCAAGUUUGGCAAAAACUAUUAUCAGAACAGCGAGUAUUGGCACCCGAGCGUGCCGCUGGUGGGGGAGAUGAAGUGCAUCACCUGCUGGUGUGAUCACGGAGUGACAAAAUGUCAAAGGAAACAGUGUCCGCUGUUGACCUGCGAUAACCCCAUACGACGGGAGGCUCAGUGCUGUCCCGAGUGCAUAGAAGAUUUUAUGGAGAGAGAAGAGAUGCUGAAGAAAGCUGAAAAGAAGAAAAGCUGGAGACACUGACGGGGUUUUCUCAACGUUCACUAUCCUCCUGUUCCUGAGGUCAGGUCGAGUCUGACACGAGUCGAGCGACGGACGCCUGUCGAAACACACCAGCAUGAGGAUACAGAGAGGAGAUCCAGAACAAAAAGAGAGAGAGAGACACGGAAUCUCUGAGGAGAUAUUCAGCCGUCGGAAUUUCACUUUGGCUGAUUUUCUCACGCUUGUAUACAGAAAAAAACUAAAACUUGUCAACAAACGAACACCGUCCGUAUGACACUCGAAAUUCAGCCAAUCAGAAGGACUGUUGCGAAGCGUCUGAUUAGUGAUUUGCUGUGUGGGCGGGGUUUCGACUGCACUGUCUCGCCCACUGGUGCGUUUCUAUUGUUGAUGGUG